Molecule: messenger RNA, 1115 nt
Organism: Apis cerana (Asiatic honeybee)
Lineage: Eukaryota; Metazoa; Arthropoda; Insecta; Hymenoptera; Apidae
Source: RefSeq, a predicted model, not a curated record
AAUAUUUUUUAUAUUUUUUAAAAAAUAUAUCUUAAAAAGUAUUUACAUAUUUGAAUAUUAUUAAAAUUUAUUAGAAUUAUUUAUUUUUAAUAAAUAUUUUAUAAUAAAUAUUUUAUGAAACUGAGAAAUCAAUAUCCUAUAUAGAAAAAUUAAGAAAUGUAUUUAUCAAAAUUUAUUUUCGAAUUUGAAAUUUUUUAUAAUUUAUAUAAUGCUUAUUUUUUUAGAAUUUCGUAAAUUCAUUUUAAAAAUUCAUUUAUGCUUAAAUAAACCAAUUUCGCAUUUUUUCAUGAUGUUUUUAAUUGAAAGUUGAAUUAAAUUUCAUAGACUACAGCCAUUCUUGUUUUUCGUACAUUGGCGAUUGACAGCGUCAUUCUUAACGUAUUUCAAGGGAUGAAGCGAGUAUCUUAAUUUCGUAUUUCUUAUCAAUAAUGUUUUAAUUAUUAUUAAAAUGUUUUAAUUAAUAUUUGAAAUAUUUAUAUUAGAAAUCGUAAGUGAUUCGUUGAAUAAGAAUAACUAAAAAAUAUGCGACCGGAUUCACGUAGCGUUUCAUUUACAUUUCAUCGAGAAAUUCUGAAUAUUAACAAUUCACCGGAAAUUACAAAAAAGAUAAGACGACGUCUUCAAGAUCGUUUCGAGAAAGAAAAGUCUGGAGAUUCCUGUAAAGGAAAAAUGUCAAAGGAAAAACAAACAAGUGAUCGUAGUUGGAACAAUUUAACUUUGGGAAAUAUGUCAGCAGAUUCUAGACGUGCUCUGCGAAGUGGAGCUGAGAAGUUAUCCAAAACCAUAUCUUCCGUACGCAUAACUUUUGGAACUAUUUCACAGAAAUUCAAAAGUUCUACACGAAGACGUCAAAGAUUGGAAGAGCAACAAUCUCCUAACAGUAUUUGUAAAAUGCAGACUCCUCAAACCCGUUCUCGUCAACUUCUUGGUCGAACACCAACAAAACUUUAUAGUCCUUUUGGCAUAGAAUCUCCAAGACAUGCAUGGAAUAAAGAGAAUAAUGAAACACCAGUGCAUAGCCCUGCAGAAACACGAUAUCUCCAGUGUAGACCCUUUCGUUUUUCAAGAGCCAAAGGAUUUUCUGUAUUAAGAUAAAACUUUUUCAUUUUUUUUUC